Zychaea mexicana is the source of this 1887-nucleotide messenger RNA. RefSeq lists its product as uncharacterized. The transcript is spliced from 9 exons. The record is from RefSeq and is a predicted model, not a curated record. The coding region runs from base 1 to 1887 and encodes 628 amino acids. Lineage: Eukaryota; Fungi; Mucoromycota; Mucoromycetes; Mucorales; Lichtheimiaceae. Gene Ontology annotation, cellular component: lipid droplet.
AUGGAUUCUUCGGAUGCCAACGUGUCGUCCAUACCAUUGACAGAAAGCUCUUCUUCACAAAGCAAGAUUCCAGCACCACCAGCGACAGAACCCGCGAACUCAGUGGACCAAGAACAACAGCCGCCACUUUCCGAGAUUGCUACAGAGGAACUAGCUGCUAAUGCAGUAAAUAAUGUUGCUGCUGUUUUUGUUGUACGGUUCGACGUGAUCCACGGUAAUACGAUUGAGUGGCAGCACCCUCCAGAAUCCGAUUUGGAUGGUAUUGAAUAUCAAGCAAUAUGUAGUGGACAUCAUCGUGUUCGCUCAGAUACCAUACUCUUUUCGAAACCCCCGUAUUUUGGUGUGAGCAUAUUUCGCAAUGUGGACAAUGCGGAAGAAGGGCAACGAGGAGCAUGUAUGCGGGCCGUGGGCGUGAUCGUCGAGCCAAAUGCAAGUACGGGUCCAAAUGCUAAAGUAUGGAUCCAUGGGCAUGCGCUUAAUGUGCUAGCAAAAUCGUUUGAUUUUGAGACGGACGACAACGAGUAUAUGUGCAAACACUUGCACCACUAUUUCGAAAAGCAUCGAUUACAACAUCGAGAAGAUUUGGCAUCUUCUUCAUCACUAUGGGAUCCAUCCGCAUCGGAUUUGAAAGCGUUCCGACCUGCGACACUUUUGUACUACAACCCGACGCAGUCAUUUACACCCGUUUUUGAUCAACUGAUAUCUGUCGAACCGCGGCCACCAUUGGAGACUGUACCUCGUCUCGACGCGUUCCCGUUCUUUGUUGCACAGUUUGGACCACAAAUCUUUGUACUCUGGAAAGCUGCCUUGCUGAAGAAACGUAUUCUGUUUCUCACCACGCCUCCUCUGCAAAGAGCUUGUGGAUAUGUAUAUAACACAUUUCUUCUUGGUGCAUUGCCAAAGUCAUUCAUGUUCAAAUCGCAUCGAAAACUGUAUCCUAAAUAUGCUGUUGGCGUGAACGAUAUAGCCGACCUAUACGAUUUUGCUGAUGGCUAUGUAGCAUGCACCUCUGAUACCAUUUUCGAAAGCAAAACAGAGCUCUAUGAUCUAGUAGUCGAUUUGUCCAACAAAGACAACGAUACACGAUCAUGGUACGCAUUUGCUAAAGGAACUCCGCGGAUUGAAUCAACGUCGAAAUUACCACAUCACCACAAUGCAGCCGAUUUCCAUCGGUUCCGCUCGGCCAUCCGACAGAUUUUCGAUACAGCGCGGGGUAUGGGAUUUGCGCAAGACGACGAUAAUCUAAAUGAUCAGCUGGAUAAUGCAUUGGAAAGUAAAGCGAACUGUCGGGAUGCGGUGAGUACAGCCAUGUUUCAGGUGAUAUUGUGGUAUUAUCGACCGCACCAGCUACAGCAACAGCAACAGCAACAGCAAAAAGCAUCAGCACCAUCUCCGUCCUCAUCAACUUCGUGGCAGCGAAUAUUCGCAGGAAAUGCAGCAGCAGCAUCAAAGCACAGCCGCAUAAAGAAAGGGUUGCAGGACAACGUUCCCAUGGAUCCAGAAGAACAAGAGGCGCUACUGCUAGGCAACGGAGAGGAUUUGGCAGAUGAGGAACGAGAUGCUAUGGAGAUCAAUAAUAACGAUGUUUUUGACGUGGUGGCUGCACGGGUAUCCUCAGAAUCGCAUCAGCAACAGCGACGUACUGCUACAGGCGGUGAACAACAACAACCGGUGCCGGACACCAGAAAAUGGGGAGUUCAUGAGAAAUUGACAGCCGCACUUGUUGGCUUUUUCCAUACUCUGUCGUAUCAGAUUCUUGUAGCAUUGGAUAAUUUAUUAUCCAUGAACGAGAACGGUGAUGCCCCAGACGAUCCAAUCAUGUUGACAGCACACGAUAUGAUCCAACUAGGGUUACAUCCCACGGACGACGCAUUAUUUUUGUUGUAA